This is a messenger RNA of Scophthalmus maximus (turbot), 925 nucleotides long. RefSeq lists its product as uncharacterized. Bases 191 to 736 code for a protein of 181 amino acids. The record is from RefSeq and is a predicted model, not a curated record. The transcript is spliced from 10 exons. NCBI's taxonomy places the organism in Eukaryota, Metazoa, Chordata, Actinopteri, Pleuronectiformes, Scophthalmidae.
ACUGCUGUCGAGUCAGUGGGCAGACGGGAAGAGGCUGGACGCACUGUACCCUACAGCGAUACUGGUGCAACAAAUGACGCGGAAGAAGCCCUGAAGCCCCAACAACCCAAACAUGGAUCAGUCCAAAUCCCAAAAGAAUUCAGCUCACGUCAUACAGAUCUGAAAAGUGACCGCUGCAGCUGCGGAGGAGAUGAACAUGUCUCACGUCGGUUUUGACAAGUCGCGAGCAUCGCAGGUCUGGAUCGCCCUCAGGCGGCUCGACAGAAACGAUGACAGAGUGGUGGCUCUUCGAGAGGUGUCCAUCCCUGCAGCAGCCGACGUCACCAUGGUCAUACAGAUAAUCAAGACAACCUUUGGACUGAACUUGUCUGAUGUAAUAUUCAAGAUGAGGAACCACCGUGGCUGUCUGAUCCCUAUGAACAGCUUGAUCCCUGCUAACAGCAAGCACAUGCCUCAUGUGCUCGAGGUGACCAAGAUCUUUCAGCAUGUGUGUCCCAAGCCCAGAAUCAUUCCCAUGACUGUGGUCAACAAGAGCAUGAAGACCAGAUUUCAGACUGUUGACAGGAGGAUUCAGAGACUGGAGGACCUCCUGCCUCAGAUCAAUCUCAGACGCAAUGAAAAACUUGGCCAGGAGAUUGAAUGUCUCGACCAGAUGCUGAGGUUUCUUGAAAAGAGAAUGCAGGUUGCAGAUUCUCAUAGCUGGAAGGGGGUGCUGACCCGAGCCCCUCUGUGGUAAACCCACACAAGUGAUUGUGUUUCUGUGUCACAUUGGUAGAAUUGACGAACAACAUAUUUAUGACACUUUUGUGUUGGGUCUUACAAGAAUUCAUAAAAUCUCUUCAUUGAAACGUGACCAGAUGUGACCUGUGAUGUAACCUCACGUUGUUUGUACCACGGAAUUAAUUAAAUAAAGCAGAGGAACCAA